Brassica napus (rape) is the source of this 5170-nucleotide messenger RNA. Its product is annotated as LOB domain-containing protein 16-like. The record is from RefSeq and is a predicted model, not a curated record. Gene Ontology annotation, biological process: hormone-mediated signaling pathway; positive regulation of DNA-templated transcription. The coding region runs from base 959 to 1675 and encodes 238 amino acids. Lineage: Eukaryota; Viridiplantae; Streptophyta; Magnoliopsida; Brassicales; Brassicaceae. Gene Ontology annotation, cellular component: nucleus. The transcript has 2 exons.
AAUGAUAGUUGUGUAAGAAAUUAAUGAUAAACAAGGCAAUUCCUCUAAUACAUUUGCAUAUAUAACCAAUAUAUAACCACGCGUCUGUGGUCGGAUAGUCAAGGCGUUCUGUAGAUCCCAAAAAAUCCGAGUUCGAAUCCGCACUACACCAGAUUUUUAUAAGUGUGGUCACCGGAACUUUUACAUUCUUUUUUCAGGGAAUAGUUUACUGUUUUCUUUUUACAUUUGCAUAUAUGAGAAAUUAAAUAAAAACAAUAAAAUAGUUCUUAAGCAUACAAAGGGUACAUAAUCAAUGCAAACAACACGUAAAGCCUCAAAUUAUUGUCGAUAGUGGUCUUGUUUACUAUUGUGGUGUUCAAGUCAAAAAAAAAGGCUACGAUGGCAGAAAAUCGAAAUUAUGAUUCAAAUCAUUACCAAAACGUAAUUUGACACUGUAGCAUAUAGUCUCUUGUGAAAUCAAAUUUUAAGACUUUCUUAACUCCAUUAAUAUUGUUAAUUCAUGAUGUACUACACUUAUAGUUUCAUCACAUAUUACAAUUUCUAAAUGACAUAAGUGUGGCUCAAACUCUAGCGAUGGAGAACUAUAGCAUUUAAUAUACAAAGCUAAUACAAUAUGGUAGACCACAAAACUAAUCAAUACAUUAUCAUAUUAUGUGAUUGUUUAUGAUUGAGAGAACAUAUAAAAUAAGUCGGCCCAAGAAAAAGCCUUUCUCACUCAUCAUCAUAAUUUCCCUUUAUAAAUCCACCCAAAGUCAGACACUAAACAAUUCUCCAUUUACUAUUUCCUAGUUCGCUCGUGCACAUCUCCAACGAUCCCAAUCCUAAAACCAUCACUUAUUCCAAUCUUUUUCAACAUCUCUUGAAAACACCAAUCUUAUAAAAGAAAAAAAAAACAAGAGAAUCCUUCUUUUUUGGCACAAAUAACAUAAAGAUCAUCACCUUUUUGUUUGUUUCGUCGAUGGCAACUUCCGGUAACAUUACAACGGCAGGGACAGGUUCACCGUGCGGCGCAUGCAAGUUCCUGAGAAGGAAAUGUUUAUCAGAUUGUAUAUUCGAACCUUACUUCUCAUCCGAGCAGGGAGCAGAAAGAUUCGCAGCUAUUCAUAAGGUGUUUGGAGCCAGCAACGUCUCUAAGCUCUUGCUUAAGGUCCCAAUCCAUGAUCGAUGUGAAGCUGUUGUCACCAUCGCCUACGAAGCUCAGGCUCGUCUUCAUGACCCUGUGUAUGGCUGUGUCUCUCAUAUUUUCUCCCUCCAACAACAGGUGGCUUACUUGCAAGCACAAGUCAUGCAAAUGAAGGCACAUAUCGCCGGCCACCAGACGUCAGCCGCGGAAGGUACUCACCAAUUCGCGACGUGGCAACAAACUAGUGGCUCACCGAUCGAUAGUGCGUACUCAACACCAUAUAACCAUCACCAUCAUACUUACUACGGUCACAUAAACCCUAAUAAUCCGGUCUCGCCACAGAGCUCGCUAGAAGAAUCUUUCAGCAAGACGAGCAGUGACGUCACAACUACAGCUAACGUGCGUGAGACUCAUCAAACCGGAGGUGGCGUAUACGGUCAGGGUGAGUUAGGGUUUCAGGAAGGAUAUCCUAACAAAAAGAGAUCAGUGAGUUAUUGUGAUAGCGAUUUAGGUGAGCUUCAGGUUUUGGCUCUUAGAAUGAUGAAGAAUUAAGAUAAGUUUUUUUCUUUUGUUAUUGCUAAAAAUUAAGAGGAGUUGGUACUUUGGGAAAAAAGAAUAAAAAAGAAUAGCUGGUAACUUAUGUAGACAGACGGCGAAGAAACGAGAUGGUUUUUGACAAGAAACAAAAGAUGAUAACAAAACAUUGGAUAUUCACAUGCUAUCAUCAAUAAAAAAAAAAAGGUGUCAUACCUGUUUGUUCUGUAAUUGUUAGCGAUCGCGGCUAAAGUUAAGCAGUAACUAGCUUAUAUUCAAUGACAGGUUUCAGCGAAUUAUCGUAAUUGACUUAACAACUCAUUUCAUCCAAAUUUAUGCAAAAAGAAAAAACUCAUUUCAUCGAUAUAGUGUUACAUGUCUUAAAUUAUAUUCAUUAAGGUAAAUAAUAAUACGAAAUUCACGCACGAUGAUUGCAUGUCAUAAAUUCUCGUAAACUUGUUUUCGGAUUUUAAAGGUCAGUAGUAGAAAUGCUUCUAUGUACGCAGAAAAUAAACUAGAAAAGAAAGACAUAUAUAUAUAUAUGGUGAACAUAUAUAUUUCUUGUGAAGAUAGAGCAGACUUUACACCAUCUUUAACAAAGAAAGGUGUAAGAGCACAAUUAUCGAAGGGUUUUUAGGGUAGGGUUAUUAGCGGAAUAAAAAAAUCCGUCUCUUUAUUUUUAAUUAAAAAAACUAAGAACCGGUUCUUAAAUAAGAGUUUUAAGAGCCGGUUCUUAACUUUUUUUUAAUUAAAAGUUAAAAGACGAAUUUUUAUAUUCCGCUAAUAACUUCACUCUAAGAACCCUCCAAUAAUCAGGUUCUAAAUGGUAAGCAUAAAAAACAAAGUAAUCAAUAUUUAAGUUUACAAAAGGGUAAGUCCAGCGUGAACAAUUGUAAACUAAUUUAAACCUGAAGAAAGACAUUUUCUUACAUAUUUAUAUUGAUGGUCUGUGUAUAUGCUUGUCAACUAACGAUUUCUUUUUGGCUUCUUUAGGCUAAACAAUAUUACAUGGUAAACGUAUAACAAUAUGAAUACAGUAUAAUUUCAUAGAAAACCCAAUAUGAAUUAAUUCUACUUUAUUUUCGAUAUAUACUUUAAUUUUAUAAGGCAUGAAUAAAUAAAGAAGAAAUAAGACUGUUUAUAAAACAAAUCUCUUAAAACAUUUGAAGAACAUAGGAGGGAUGGAUGUUAUGAUUUUUUGUCAGAGAAGCAAAUCAGCGAAAAUCAUUUUUUAUAUAUUUAUUAAUAUAUAAUGGACCACGCUUUAAUAUUACAUUUAAUAAACAUGUUUACCUAACAUUAACUAAGCAUUGUCUAGUUAAUUAGGCUAGCUAGCACCAACCCAUAAGUUGUAGCGGUCCUGUUAGACAAAGUGUCCCCUAAAUUGUAUGCCAUCUUUUCAACUAAAUUCAAUUAAUGAUCUUUAAUUAGUUUUGCUUUGCAAACUCUAAAUAAUCCCAUCUAAUUCUAACCCCAUCCUCCUCUAAGAGCAUCAAUAUCGCUGUUACUUAAAGCUGUUUUUUAGUAUUAUUAGGAUUUAAAGAAAAUAAAAAUUGCCUAUAAUUAGAUGAAACGUUUAAGGACAAUAUGAGCACGUGUCUCUUCUUCUCUUGAAAGAAAAUUGGACGGUACUUCUCCCACCGCAAUCACUCCAACCACCACCGCUUCCCUCCCUUUCCCAGUUCCCACGAUUAGUCGCCACUGCUAAUAAGAGCUUUACUAAUCAAUAGCUAGGAGCGAGAAUCUGUUUUCCUUCUGGAGAUAUCGGCGGCAAUAAUGAUAACGGAAACGGCAUUGGCGAUGGUUGGUGGUAGGUCUGGGCAUCUGAGUCUUCGGAUUGGGUUCGGAUUGGGUAUUGUCGGGUCCGGGUCUUUCGGGUCCUAGCAAUUUAGACUCAUAUAGGUACCUAUUACUUUUCGGGUCGGUUCCGGGUCGGGUCUUGUCGGGUCCGGGUCGGUUCGGGUCUAUAAUUUCAAUACCCGUAAAAUACCCAAAAUUUUCGGGUAUAUUUCGGAUCCGGGUCGGUUCGGGUAUUUAGGACCCGAAAUAGACCCGAAGUACCCGAACUGGACCCGAAAACUCUAAAAAAACCCGAAGAACCGCAAAAAUACCCAAAAAUUUAUCCAAAAUCAGGCCCAAAAACCCAAAACAUACACGAAUUUUACCCAAAUACCCAAAUUAUAUUUUCUAAAAAUCUAAAAUUUCACCAAAAACCUACAAUUAUACCCGAAAAUCCAAACCCGAAACUUAAAAAAAAUCCGAAAUACCAAAAGUAUACCCAAUCACCCAAAUAUACCUAGUAUAUACAAUUAUUUGCGGGUACUUCGGAUACCCGAACAGGUUUCGGGUAGGACCUGGACCCGAACCGAGACCCGCGGGUCAAAAAAAAAGACCCAAUAGGUACUUGGCAUGGACCCGGACCCGAACCUGUAUUUUCGGGUCGGUUCUGGUUCGGGUCUUCGGAUCCGGGUAAAAUGCCCAGGCCUAGUUGGUGGUUUAACGGUGGUGAUAAGUCUUGUCCUGCUUCUUCCAAUUAGGAUUAAUUCUGAUGACUCUUCUUACCACGCUUGAUUGAAUUGGGUUUUCAGUUGUAAAGGAAUUUAAGUUUCUGGGUUUGAUUGUUUGUCCAUAAAACUUUGAUCUUUGAUGAUAUCCUUUUGAGUUUUGCUUCAAUAAAUCUCUGUUCUUGCUUUGUUUAUUUACUAAGAGACGACAAAUGUAUCUACCAAUAAUCUACAUAUUUUCUAUUGUACCUUAGCAUUGUUUCUUAGUCGUCAAAUAUUAAUAGAAAAUGCUAAAAGACCAAAAUUUUGUCCAAUGAUAAUGUUGAUCUUAAGCAUCGGUUGUUGUCCGCACUUAAAGUCACUAGAACUGUUUGAAAAAGGACUUUUUGUGUUCUCGAGGUAACCUAAUCAAGCAUUUUAAACAAAGGUACUAAUAAGAGUUAAAAAUAAGUUUAAUUAAGCACCUGGUCAUUUGAUCAAAUACUUCACGUAGACAUUUUUUAAAAGAUGAAAACUUCCACCAGGUUAAUUAGUUUUUUUUUCUUUUGUAAAAAUGUAAAGUUAUUAUUACCAAUUUUCAGUUUUCGACAGAAUUACAAAGGUAACAAAAAAACAGAGAAAAGAAAAAAAUAAAAACUUAAACACCAACUCAAACUUGAUAAAAACCGGAGACAAACACAACAAGAAAAGCUACAAUCGGAGGUCUCAACUAAUCCGCACAACCGCUUGCCGCCAAAGAAGAAUCACAGUUAAUCCGAAAGUCAGAAUCCAGUAAUUUUGGCCUCCCCGAUGAUCCUUCUUUAUAAUUGACUCGACCAAAAACAGCUCGAGACAGACUUCCUAGCGUUGACCAACACGAACAGCAGCCUCUCAAAAGGCCUAGAACUCCCGCAUCACCAAGACCGAGCAAUUAUUAAAACGGAAUAAGCUCCGAAGAACCAUACGCCAAAGACCUGCACAAAAACCGGGUGAUAAGCAGUAACAGCAAUUACUUGACAGUUACUAACAA